This is a messenger RNA of Photinus pyralis (common eastern firefly), 1718 nucleotides long. Its product is annotated as cysteine and histidine-rich protein 1 homolog. The record is from RefSeq and is a predicted model, not a curated record. Gene Ontology annotation, cellular component: nucleus. The coding region runs from base 167 to 1231 and encodes 354 amino acids. NCBI's taxonomy places the organism in Eukaryota, Metazoa, Arthropoda, Insecta, Coleoptera, Lampyridae. The transcript is spliced from 6 exons.
ACCACAGACAGAUGUUUUGCUAUGAACGACAUUGGUGGGAGAAGCGCAGACGCAACACGCCAGCGCGCACGUCACUUUAGGUCAGCUGUUUUGCGAUACGCUGAGGUAUUUCACUGUCAGCUGUUCGAGUUGUAUAUUUUGAUUUUGACGUGUUUAACGCAAGAAAAUGUCAGAGACGCAACCAGCCACGUCUAGCAGUGAAUUGCCACCCGAACCUUCGGUAACAGUGGAAAUUUUGGACGAAUUUUCAGAACCCGAUGCAAAAAAACGUAAAAUUUCAUCGGCACAAAGUAAUUCCCAACUAAAAACAGAUAAAUUAGAACAACGAUUGGGUGGUAUUUUCUGCUGCGCAGUUUGUUUAGAUUUACCAAAAGCAGCUGUUUAUCAGUGUAGCAAUGGGCACCUCAUGUGUGCUGGAUGCUUCACUCAUGUACUGGCAGAUGCUCGUCUCCGAGAUGAAAUGGCAACAUGUCCGAAUUGCCGUGUGGAGAUCAGUAAGGCAUCGGCAACUCGUAAUCUUGCCGUGGAACAUGCAGUUUCUGAGUUACCUUCCGAAUGUCAGUUUUGUAACAAGGAGUAUCCAAGAAAUACCUUGGAGAGACACGAAGAGAGCUUAUGUGAAGAAAGGAUAUCUAGCUGUAAAUUUAGCAGAAUUGGGUGUCCAUGGAGAGGACCAGUACACGAAAGUGUACAGCACGAAUCCGAAUGUGCACAUCCAAAUCGCAGCGGGUUAGAAGUGAUGGACGCACUUCAAGUUAUCGAUCAAAAAAGCGCCAUUGAGCGCAAACUGUUUGAUUCAAUCUUUGAGCUGUUGGGAUACGAAAAAAUCACUUUUAACGAUCUGCAGUUAAAACCUUACAGAACCGAAGAAUUUGUUCAUCGGCUCUUUUAUGAAACCUCGCGUUUCUCGGCCUUUAAUAACCAGUGGGUAUUGAAGGCUCGUAUCAACAACAUGCAAAAGGAUCCCACACAAAGUUCGGAACGCGAAAUGACGUAUCAAUUAAUUUUAAAGACUAAGACUACUGUUCCGCUAAGCAUGCAUUUCUUAAUACUUCGUGGACCAUUCGGUGAUAUGAAGGUACAACCACAAAUACAUCGGUUCGAUUUUUCUGAGCAAGAGAAUGAGAGCCCUUACGUUCCCCUUGCACUGUCUGAUAGUGCAGAAUGCAAUAGACUUCUCGCUUCCAAAACUAUAAAUUUUAGAUUAGUGCUCUUUCUAGCAUCCAAAUAACUGUUGAUGACAAGCCAUUGGAUCAUAUGAGAUCGUUUUAUUUUUAUAAUCAUUUUGCCAUAAUAAGCAGCUCAUCGAAGGAAAUUGCGUAAUAACAUUUUUAUUCAUUUCUUUUACCAUUUCUAUACAUACAUAUUUAUUGUUAUCCGUCUGUAACCUAAAGUUCAGUUUGUCUUCAUAACUAUCUGUUACAAAUGUUUUUAUUUAUUUCAAUUAUUUCAUUCAGAAAGAGCAAUUUCAUUUUUAUUUAUAUAUAACUUUGUUGUAAUGUUAUUUUUUUACAUUUUUACAUGUGUAAUUUCAAUAAACUUAUGUAAGGGUGCAAUUUUUAUAAAGAAAGAGUUAUUUAAGAAAAAAGAUUGUAUGAUGAGAUAUAUUUAUUAAUUUAUUUAAAACGCAUAGAAAGUGAUUAUUAUGUUAUAAUAGUUAGAAUAUCAAUUAGUUUAUAUUUUUUGUCGCACUAGGUUUAAUUGUUUUAAUGAGAAAA